Molecule: messenger RNA, 1584 nt
Organism: Gryllus bimaculatus (two-spotted cricket)
Lineage: Eukaryota; Metazoa; Arthropoda; Insecta; Orthoptera; Gryllidae
Source: the annotation of a GenBank genome assembly
CUCCGUUCUACUACUUUCAAUCGUCAGUGUUUUCAGCCGAAGACCUAAGGCUAUAGUACCUCUGGUUCAAAACAUAAACAUAUGUUACUUAAUUGAGAUCACGAUGCGACGUUGUCAGGAAUGUACUAUUAUAUAAAACUCAUAGUGCAGCUAAUCUAAUUUAAAAUUCUAUGUCAGGUGGUCUGGUUCCUCUUGUCAUCGUUGUUUCACACAGUUACGAAAAUUAUGCACGGAAAUGCUAGCAAUUCGUCUGAUCCCCGAAGGCCUGACAAGGAACACAGGUACAGGCCUCCUGUUCCAACUACACAGGCAGCUCCGGGUGAAGACUUGACACCUGACUUUAUGAAUAUCUUGGGCAUGAUCUUCAGCAUGUGUGGCCUAAUGAUGCGGCUUAAAUGGUGUGCCUGGGUUGCCCUGUACUGUUCCUGCAUAAGUUUUGCAAAUUCUCGUGUUAAUGAUGACACAAAACAAAUACUCAGCAGUUUCAUGUUGUCUAUUUCUGCUGUUGUUAUGUCGUACCUACAGAAUCCUCAACCAAUGAGUCCACCAUGGGCUUCAGUACUUCAAUGACAGUAAAUGUAUACCGGUAUGGUAUAUUGAUUGUGAAUGCAGAUUGUGUUCAUUAACAAUUUUUUAAAUUCAGUGGAAAUCCUUUGUGUAUAUAAAUACGAGAAAUAAAGACUAAAUGGCUCUUCACAACUUUCUUUUCUUGAGUUGCAAGUAGUUCUUUAGAUGACUUUUUAAAAAUCUUUUUAUGUAAAUGUUCUCACCAUAUUUUCUGUGUAAUUGAAAGAAAAAAUUAGGUUUUAUUUGAAUAAGGUGAUUAACAAAGUUUUCAGAAUGUCAUCCCCAGAUUAAUCACAUAUCCUAAAAGUAAUGUUCGGAAAAGAGCAGACAGUGUCCAAAUAUUUGGAAUACCUGGGAAGUCUGAGAUUAUGAAUAAAUUUUACACAUAAAAUGAGUCAAGAAUAAAAAAAAAUCAUUGGAAUUAAAUGCAUUGUGUAUGCUAGAGUUGCUGCAAGCAAAAAAAUAUGUAAAAUGAAGAAAAGAAAAUUGAAAACUAGAUAUAACACAUCUCACAGGAAAAGGAAGCCAAAAGAAUUAGGAACACACACACUCAAACAUUGUUAUUGCAUUUUUGGAGAUCUAUGCAGCCACCACAGUCCAUUGACCUUCACUUCGUCAGAUGUAUCUCACACCUCAUCCCUUGAUUGUAAACGAUUUUUGUAUUAAAAUUAUUGAAAAUUAAAAGUAGUAUCUAAAUUGGUGAGUUUUGAUACAGUUUUUAGCGUAACUAACAUGCACUGUUUUCAGAAAAGUGAGGAUCAAACACAGUGGUGGAGUUUGCAGUUGAGUGAAGAAAAGUUCUUCAUGGAAUUAAACUAAAUCUUUAACUUCGUGCUCCGGAACUUGCUUCUGGAUCAAUUUUCUUAUUCCAAGUACAGCUCGUACAAUAUUAAGAAAGCGUGUGCAAGGGGUGUGUGGCGUGUUGGAAAUAUUUAGUCAGUUACAAAAAGAAGUGCUUAGAGUUCAAGAACAUACAGAAAUAACCUCCAUGAAAUGUGGAACAAAUUUAUAUUUACU